Molecule: messenger RNA, 6409 nt
Organism: Trichoplusia ni (cabbage looper)
Lineage: Eukaryota; Metazoa; Arthropoda; Insecta; Lepidoptera; Noctuidae
Exons: 27
Coding region: 658-5013 (1451 amino acids)
Cellular component (GO): cytoskeleton
Source: RefSeq, a predicted model, not a curated record
AUUAAACAUAGACAUAAGACAUAGUUUUAUGCCUUAGCCUUUCCCCACACCAUGUUAGAGUCAAUUCACAGUCUCACCGCUCCUAGUCUCUCUAAGAUGAAUACAGUAUAGUGCCGAGGUCUAUUACCAAUAUUGGUUGAGGAAGUCACAUGGAUAAUCGCACAAGGGCGUAUAUGUAUUAUCUGACCAAUAUUUGUAGUAUUAGAUUGUGAUAGAACCUAAUGAUCAAGAAAUCAUAAGACCCUCUAAAAUCAUCCGGAUAUCAAACUAUAAAAAUACCUAUCUAUAACCACAAAUACUUUUUAGAGUGACUUCACAGACUCACACCCGUUCUCCCCAGAAACCGUUGAAAAAUAUACAGAUACACUUCCCUUAACACUUUAGGUACCACCCACUUAGUACCGAGAAAUAUGGAUGUUAACAUCCGCAUCGGGACGAGACGGAUUGCGACAUGUCGACGUAAGAUCUGAAUACUUUUGAUCUAUUCCUGUACCCAAAUGGAUAGCGUCAAGGCUACGAUUGAUUGCUUAAAAAAACGUCUGAUUGUUUGUGUACGCUACUUCUAAAGAUUGAUAGGUGAUUAUUAUGGCGUUAAAAUAGGUUCUUUCUAAUGGUGUGAAUUGGUGGUGUGCUAAUGAAUGCGCAAAUUUAGAAUUUAUGUUUACCUAUAGUUCUCACUGUACGAGAACUUUGAACAAGGUCCGCGCCAUGGAGCAGCGGCUCUGCGAAUGGCCAGCGGGCACUGAUGGUGCACCCCGAGCCAUUACGCGACUAGAGGGCCAGAUUGAAGAACAGAAGCAACUAAGACUCCAAGACGCGAAGCAGGUGGAAGCAAAGGCAGCCCGUAUCAAGGAAUGGGUGACGAACAAACUCCGUGAGUUGGAGCAACAGAACCAAUUGCUGCGGGAACAGAACGACCGCUGCAACCAGCAGUUAGAGCUAUUGAGGAAUCAUAUUGCGACACAGGGUAGCAGGAAUUGUACUUUCCUACCAACUCGAGCGAGUCUCUCGCUAGAGGUGCGCACUGAUGACGGGUCCCCCCGCGCCACGUCAAGUCUCUUGGCCUCCAACCGGCGUCGCUCAGAGAGCCUAGAGGGGCCCCAGCUACCAAUAAACUCAUCAGAGCCACACUACAGUACUCCAGUGCGGCACAGACGGAACCUGUCUAUCGGUACCACUAGUAUAGCUAACAACGUGACCGCUGCCAACCCCACCCUCAAUACCAUGAACAGGACUAUGGAUGAGAGGACCACCGCCAGCUUAUUGGCUGACGAUUUAGCUACUGCCGUAGAAAAUUUAGUUGUGUUACCGACGACUCCAAACACAUCGACUGAUGGUGACACCACACACGAUUACGCUGAAAUUUACACACCUAGCAGAGAGCGUACGCCCGCCGCGGCCUGGUCUGGCCCGGGCGCGGCGGGCGGCGCGGUGGUAGUGGUUCAGGGCAGUCGCGGCGGCUCCAGUACGGCGGAGUCGUGCGCGUCCGACCACCGCCCGCCCACGCCGCCGCUGCACCGGUUCCCCAGCUGGGAGGCCAAGAUAUACCAGGUCGCAGACGACGGCCUACAGCAGUCGGUCGAGGAAGAACUGAGCCCGCCGCCGUGUCCGCGGCCCAUGCACGAGUCCACCAGCUACCAGGACAUCUCCGUCCCUGUCUACGCUACUGUUAAAGGGCGCGCUAGUCAGAUCAGAUCGAUGCCGUUCACGGGCGACUCGUCAGACGACUCCUCAGACGGCGAGGAGUCGAUGGGUGUCACCGUACACAACACGCCGCAUCAUCAGCUCGUCAACGUCAACCCUAUGUUCAGCGGGCAAACCUCAAACCAGAUACCGAUCAACAAUGUGAACCUUACAAGCGUCCUCCCAGCGUCCAUACAACAGACCUCCAACGGCUUAGUGUUAACCAACAGCGCUAACGGGCAGUGCAGCUCAUCUGACACCAGUCUUAGUGCCUCCAGCCCUUCUAAAAGUGUGAAAACCAGCUCAAGCUUGAGCCCUGCUAAGCGGUCCAGUAGUGGGUCGCCCAGCAAGCAGAGUAAGACCAGAGACACAUCAUUCGAGUCGGGCAUGUCGGACGACUACGCGAUCCCUCCGGACGCGGUGUCGUGCGACAGUACGGCGUCGCCGUCGCUGGCGUCGCUGUGUCGCGCGCCGCCCGCCAGCGACUCGCCGCGGAGGCACGACGCGCUCGAGAAGAGCGGACAUCUCGCCAAGCUGGGGGGGAAACUCAAGACUUGGAGGAAACGAUGGUUUGUCCUUAAGAACGGUACCCUGUCCUACUGGAAGUCCCAAUCCGAGGUGAACCGCAAGCCUCAAGGUCAGAUAGGUCUGGGCGAGGCCUGCAAGAUAUCCCGGAACGAGGGCGCCGCCACCUUCGAGAUAUUCACGGGCAGUCGCACGUAUUACCUGACAGCUGAUAGUAUUGCCACGAUGGAAGAUUGGAUUAGGGUGCUACAGAACGUCCAAAGGCGAAAUGCAACCAAACUACUUCUUAGCAAAGAAGACAACAAGCCAACGAUACAGGGAUGGUUGACCAAGGUGAAGAAUGGGCACGCCAAGAAGAGCUGGUGUGUCCUCAUCGGGAAGAUGUUCCUGUACUUCAAGUCACCGGGUGAUCAGAACCCGACGGGACAGAUCAACAUGCGCGACGCCCGCGUCGAGGAUGUGGAACAUGUGUCCGACUCCGACUCUGAGGAGAAGAACGAUGACGCCCGCAACCACCUCACUGUCGCCAUCUACCCGCAGCAUCAACUUACUGGGGGUCCCACGUACCUGCUAUUCGAGAGCAAGGCUGACAAGGACUCGUGGUUGUACCACUUGACGGUGGUGAGCGGCGGCGGCCUGAGUCAGGGCACGCACUUCGAACAGCUCAUACAGAAGUUGAUGGAGACUGAUGGUGACCCCAAUUGUGUUCUAUGGAGGCAUCCAACGUUACUGUAUUCAAAAGAAAACCUCACAUCACCUCUCACGUCGCUAAAUUCAGAGGCUUUACAGGCCGAAGCCUUAAAGCUGUUUAAGUGCGUGCAGCUGUUCAUGUCGGUGGCGGUGGAGCAGGCGGGCAUCGACUACCACGUGGUGCUGGCGCAGAACGCGCUGCAGCAGUGCCUGGAGGUGGGCGAGCUGCAGGACGAGCUGGCCUCCGCGCUGGCGCGCCAGACGCGCCCGCACACGCACUCCAAGCACGGCGUCCAGGUAACCGCGCCCGCGCCCACGCCCACGCCCACGCCCACGCCAAGACGCGCGCAUAGGCUCAUUAAGCCCGCCAAGCUUAAGAAUCAACUGCUACUGUGCGCGACUCAGUCGCUGUUCACGUGCGACACGGGGGCGUCGUCAGUGGGCGGGGACAACAAGAGCGACGCCCCGCCCAACGCCGCCGGAUCGCCUAGCUCCAUACAGGCAUGUUUCCAGGCGCCGCUGCUCUCAGUUGACUGCAAGAGCAACCCCCCCACGUACAGCUUUGUGCAAGGAUGGCAGCUGUUAGCACUAGCCGUCAGUCUCUUUGUACCUAGGAAUAAUAGACUGCUGUGGUAUCUGAAGCUGCAUUUGAGCAGGCAUGCGGAUUCCAAAACGGAGUGCGGUAAAUACGCGGCGUACUGCGCUCGUGCAUUAGAACGCACGAUUCGUAACGGAGGGCGAGAGGACAAGCCCUCUCGUAUGGAGGUGCUCUCCAUCCUCCUGAAGAACCCCUACCACCACUGUCUGCCACACGCGAUACCUGUGCACAUGCUCAACAAUACUUAUCAGGUAAUAAGUUUCGACGGAUCAACAACAGUGGAAGAGUUCCUAUCGACGUUGAGCACGGAGUUGGGAUGCCGGGAGUCCGGUGCGUCUGGCUUCGCGCUCUUCAGUGACGAUCCUAUAGAGAAAGACUUGGAACAUCAUAUUAAACCGGAUAAGAAGCUAUGUGACGUGAUAUCCAAAUGGGAGACAGCGUUAAGAGAGAAAGGUUCCGGAAAGUUCGAGAAUUCGCGAGUGAUCAGACUGACGUACAGGAAUAGGCUUUACUUCAAGAACUCCAUUAGAACUGAGACUGAUAAGGAGCGGCUACUGCUGUGUUAUCAAGUUAAUCAUCAAGUGGUGGCGGGCCGCUUCCCGGUGACCCGCGAGCUGGCGGCGGAGCUGGGCGCGCUGAUGGCGCAGCUGGACAUGGGGGACUACUCCGCCGCCAACACCUCGCACAACCAGCCGCUCGCGCACCGGUUCUACCCCUACCGGUACAGGGCCGGCCUCAGCAAUGAUGAACUCAGGGAUGUUGAAGACAAGCUGCGUUCUAAAUGGGUUGCGCUAAAAGGCCGCAGUACCGCGGACUGCGUGCGGAUCUAUCUCAACUGUACGAGGAAGUGGCCUUUCUUUGGUGCUACGCUAUUCCAAGCUAGGAUAAAGCAACCAGACCUAUCCAUGGUGUGGUUGGCCGUGUCUGAAGAGGGCGUGACUGUGUUAGAGCUGGCGUCGAUGGCUGUCAUCGGCCGAUACGCGCUCAACUCCAUAGGAUUGUUCGGUGGAUUACAGGACGAUCUGAUGAUGUUGAUCGACGGUGACGACGCCGCCAGUCCAGUGCAUAAGAUGUUGAUUAGUCUCAAUAAGCCUAAAAUGGCAGAGCUAACCCAUCUAAUAGCGGACUACAAAAACGCGAUGCUACGUCCAGGCGGCCCGGGAACACCACAAAUGAACUCCCUCACCCGCAACGGCAGUCACCGAUCAAUAAGAAAACCAACAUCAACACUCCCACACUCCAGCCCCUCGACACUACCCCACACCCACCAACUCAGCCAGUCCCACCACACUCACCACACCACUGGACACAACACUCUGAACUCACACGCUACAACUAUGACCUUGGGUUCAGAACGAAACGCGACCCUUACACUUAGUUCUCACACUUCCACCUUCAACCAACAUGUGGAAGCCAGGGUUUUGUCCCACGGACAGCCGGAUAUAUUGAAGUCGACGCCUGAUCAUCACAGGAGUGAGAAGAAAAGAAGUCACACUCAAGAUAGUGGGGUGGCGUGAGUGUGAGUGAGGUGGGGGACCAUCACUCAAAGGAUUGUUUAGUGAAAGUGACGAAGUGAGUUGAGUGACUGGGUGAGAAUUUUUUGUAGAUAUUUUUAGGGUUAUACUCUUGAACAACCCUUUUGGGUCAUUAAUUGUUUUAGAACAAUCUCAUUUUGUUGAUAGAAGAAAUAUAUUUUCAUCUGUUGAUGAUUUUGAUUGUAUUUUCCAAUGAAUUUUUGAGUCAGCUUUUAUAAGUUAAAAUUGUGAAUAUUUCAUUAUGUCAUGUCUCUAUACCAAUGUAGUGUACCUUUAACAUAUGAAUAUGGUUUUUUUCUACAUGAAAUUCUCAUCUCAGCCCAGUUCAUGGAUUAUAGAAAGACCCCGUUGACAGUGAUAGCAUUCCACCAAAAAAAAAUAGGACGAUGCUAAAUAAACGAAAUAAUAAUAUACCUCAUAUUUUGUAGCGAACGAUUCAGCCUAUUUUAAUUGGCUUUUUAAUAAUAGAUUUAUAUAAUAGUUUAUAAUUUAUUUUUCAGCGUAAUAUAUUUUUUUUACGGUUGCUACGUUUAGUGAUCUUAGCUUGAUGUGUAUACAAAGUGGUUCGUAUGAAUGUUGUAUGUUUAUACGCGGUAUGCCAAUUUUAUACAUGUAGUUGUGUGUACAGGGCGAAUAAAUGUUGCAUAGACAGAUAUUUAAAUGUAGCGAAAAUAACAACACCCUUUAUCAGUGAAUUAAAACGCGACUUAAAUUUUGAACGAUAAUAAGUUUCUACUUGUCGUUUUUGCCGAUUUCAGUGGCAGAGCCUUAAAAAAACCAACUAAAUUUACAUUAUCUGAAAGGUAACUAACAAAAUAAAUUAAUUAACUAACUUAUAAUAAAAUCAGAACUGAGUCAUCAAGCGUUCCAAAAAUUAAGUCUCGUUUUAAUAUGGUAUAAAGAUUAAUGUAAAUAGUUCUCACUGAAGCACAAAACGUAACUAUAUAUAAUUGUAUUAGUUUCUAUUCUUGCAUAUUCAGUUUCUAUCCCACUGACCCCGUACAACAAGACAAAUCUAUUUUUACCCGUAAAAAAAUCGGAACUAAAGUUAGCCGAACAAAUAUGUCUGCUCUUGAAGGAGUGACGGCGCUACUAGCGCCACUAAGGCAUAAAUAUGUUUGUUAAUACUGAUUAAAAUAAAGACCAUUUAUCAUUAAAGUAUAUUGUAUUACAAAAAUAAUAAUUGUCUCCUUAUGUAUGUGUCUAUAGACUGAGUUGCGAGGUUAUAAGUAACAUAACUAAGUAAGCGAGAUGGCGCUAUGCACUGUAUAGCUAUCUCGCUCCCACAACACCUCUUGCUGAAUCUCAUUGCAAAACAGCUUUAAUUUUAUAGUAUCUCAUUUUGUUUUUUUUUUUUUUGUAAAAAAUAUUUUAACAG